UGAGAAAUUCAGUGUGAGCAGCUGGUCCACUGCUGCCAAUAAGGUCGUGUCACUCAGCUCAAUCCAAAUGAAGUCUUUCAAACACUAAAGUGACAAAAUAACACAUUAUUAAUCCCAGUGCUGUGUGGCAGUUAUACAUACUUACAUAGCUUUCCCAUAUCAUAUGUAGCCCAUGGACUGGACGGGCAGGGGACGAGUGUGCUCUCACAUACAUUUCUACUUCAGCAAAGACAUCAUAAUACUCAACUAUAUACUCUACCUUUACUUACAAGGUCGUUGUUGGCUGCUAUAUUAACGUCCACAGACAUAAUCUUGGACCUAUGACCUUUAAAUGUCACUCUUUUGUGUGCUGUUAACUUUCACAACAAUAACAAUCGGUGUAUUGUAUCUUCAUAAAAGGUUUGAGGACAAUUUAAUCUCAGUGGAUCUUUCAUUCCAGUCACACAGCUUCAUUACUAUUGUUUACAUUUGUUACACUUUUAAUUUUAUCUCUGGAGAUAAGAGAAGAAGGUAUAUUGUCCGUGUGCGCAGGUCAGACAGUCAGUGGAAACUGCUGGUGUUGGCGUCACAAGGAGUGUCAUGAUCUUCAACAAACCAGGUGUGCUCAAAGUAAAAUGAACUCUGCAUUGGACUUGAUCAUCAUAAUAUAAUUAGAGAGUUUUUACAUGCUGUGGUUGAGAAGCUGACCUGGAGAACAUUCUGUGGAGAUCAACUAUGUCCUCACACAAGGCAGAUUUAAACGAGUCUGUCAUCAUUCAUCCUCCAGGUUUCUAUAUCAUUGGAUUUCUGAAUUUCCCCAACAUCAGUGUCUAUAUAAUCUUUCUCGGAGGCGUCUAUGUUGUUUCCGUAGUGUUCAAUAUUUCAUUGAUGUGCAUUAUUGCUUUUGACCAGAGGUUACACUCUCCAAAAUUUCUGGCUGUCGCCAACCUUGCAGUGAUCGACGUAAUCUUGAACACGAGCACGAUUCCUGGCAUGAUCAAGACUUUCCUCCUGAAGGACAACUUUGUUCCAUUCAACCUGUGUCUCGCACAAAUGUUUUUCCACUAUUUUGCACUCACCAUGGAAUCUUAUGCACUUGCCAUACUGGCCUAUGACCGGUUGAUUGCAAUAUGUUUUCCUCUGCGUCAGUGUGUUUUCAACACGCGGCCGAUCAUGUUUGGUAUUGUCAGUGUGAUUUGGGGUUAUAAUCUGGGAUUGCUCGGGUACAGCACGAUAAUCAUGACUCGACUGUCUUUUUGCAAUUCUGUCAGAGUGUUUAGUUAUUUUUGUGACUAUGCACCCGUGUUCAGACUGGCAUGUAAUGAUUACACCUUACAGUGGAGUGUGGCUUCACUUUCUAUUUUAAACCUAAUGGGCCCCCUUACUUUUAUCUUUUUAUCCUAUCUCAGCAUCCUUGUGACCGUGUUCAGGAUGAAAUCAGUCGGCAGUCGGAUGAAAGCUCUCACCACUUGCAUUGAACACUUGAUUCUUGUUGCUGUGUUUUAUAUUCCUUUAUUCAGCAUUUACUUAAUAGGACUGUUUAUAAAAAGCAUCGAUCCAGACCAGCGUGUGCUGAGUCUGUCUCUGGCCUCUUGCCUCCCCCCCUGCAUUAAUCCCAUUGUAUAUUCCUUAAAAACAAAGGAGAUCAGAAACAGAGCCCUGGCACUUGUCCGGAAAAACCCAAACCCUUGACAACUAUGUACUUGUCCUUCUGUGAUUUUUGUUGUUGCCAAUGUUAUUAUUAUUCUGCCUAUGUUUGGUCUUCAUGAACAGAAAUGAUGUAACAUUAUCUUCUCUGUCAAGCAAUAACACUGUUUCCCUCAACAGUCGAAAAAAAAUUGGGGAUGCCACCUUUGUUGCUUAUCUGUUUACUCUAGCCUUCAACUAGCUCCUUUUUUAUUCCACCCUGUGGAAUAAA
Molecule: messenger RNA, 1897 nt
Organism: Solea senegalensis (Senegalese sole)
Lineage: Eukaryota; Metazoa; Chordata; Actinopteri; Pleuronectiformes; Soleidae
Product: olfactory receptor 5B2-like
Exons: 2
Coding region: 715-1671 (318 amino acids)
Biological process (GO): G protein-coupled receptor signaling pathway
Cellular component (GO): membrane
Molecular function (GO): olfactory receptor activity; G protein-coupled receptor activity
Source: RefSeq, a predicted model, not a curated record